AUGGCGCCUACCAGACGACAACGACCCCGGUGGACCGUCAUCACAGGCGCAGCCCUCGCCAUGCUGCUCCUCUGGUACCACUUCCCUGGCAACGUGCGCCGCCGCCCACCCAUUGACACAGUCGAUUGGAGUCGAGCGCGACAGUACUAUCCCCGAGAAACCAUCAAGCCCCUCCCUACUGGUCACCCUCGACGACCAAUACCCCCUGUCCAAGCGUCUAUCGCAUCGUUCCAGCAUCCUUCCACGACGGAUCCACGUCGCGACCAAGUACAAAGAGUCUUUGAGCGGAGUUGGAAUGCGUACAAGGACGAGGCCUGGGGCCAGGACGAGCUCAACCCCGUGUCUGGUGGUGGUAAAGAAACGUAUGGAGGGUGGGCCGCGACCAUGGUGGACGCGCUCGACACGCUCUGGAUUAUGGGCAUGAAGGACGAAUUCCACAACGCUGCAGAUUUCAUCGUGGCCAUUGAUUUUCGGAACACGACCGCAGAUGCCAUCAAUCUCUUUGAGACGAACAUCCGGCAUCUGGGCGGACUGCUGUCGGCGCACGAUCUCAGCGGGCGCGCAGACUUGUUAGGGAAAGCCGUAGAACUUGGCGACAUGCUCUACAUGGCGUUCGACACCCCCAACGGUUUGCCCGGGUUUUGGUUCACCUUUGAGGAGGCGCUGACGGGUACGCAACGUGCUGGUGAAAACGACGCCCCUGCGGCGCCAGCGUCCAUGUGUCUCGAGUUCACGAGGCUGUCGCAACUGACAGGCGACGCAAAGUACUUCUCCGCCGCGGAUCGCGUGACACAGUUCCUCGCGAGGACGCAGCGCGACACGUCUCUACCUGGUCUGUGGCCAGUCGAGAUGGACUUUCGGAACGAACGCGCGAGCACCAGCCAUUUUUACAGCAUCGGGACUGGUGCCGACUCGCUGUACGAGUACCUGCCCAAGAUACACGCGCUUCUCGGUGGAGUGGACGAGAGGUUCGAGAUGAUGUAUACGCAGGCCAGCAAACAGAUCCAGCAAACCCUACUGUUCCGGCCCAUGCUGCCAGACAAGGAUGACAUCUUGUUGCUUGGCAAUGCUCAAGCGCACGAGUUCAGCCCUGGGGUCACGCGCGAGUACCAGAGCCAGCAUCUGGCAUGUUUUGCCGGGGGCAUGUUUGGCCUGGGAGGCAAGCUAUUUGAGGAUCAGGGAGAUGUUGAGCUCGGCGAGCGUCUCGCGCGGAGUUGUGGAUGGGCUUAUUCGCAGUUCCCCACCGGUGUGAUGCCCGAGAUGUUUGGUUUCUACGGGUGUCCGUCUCUGGAGGUCUGCGAAUGGGAUGAGGAGAGAUGGAGGCAUCGCACGAACCGGGAAACGCCCAAGGGCUGGCGGCAGAUCAAGGAUCCUCGGUAUCUGCUGCGACCAGAGGCUAUCGAGAGCAUCUUUCUGCUGUACCGCAUGACGGGCCACGAGGACCUGCGCGAUCUCGCGUGGGAGAUGUUCCUGGGCAUGGUCGGGUCCACGGAGACCAAGCUGGCAUACUCGGGGAUCGCGAAUGUCAUGGAUGAUGGCGUGACGGAGAAAUUGGACACGAUGGAUAGUUUCUGGGUGGCCGAGACGCUCAAGUAUUUCUAUCUUAUCUUCUCGACGCCGGAUACCUUGAGCUUGGACGAAUGGGUCCUGAACACGGAGGCGCAUCCGUUUCGUCGGCCAGGAUGA
Emericellopsis atlantica is the source of this 1686-nucleotide messenger RNA. RefSeq names its product family 47 glycoside hydrolase. Bases 1 to 1686 code for a protein of 561 amino acids. Lineage: Eukaryota; Fungi; Ascomycota; Sordariomycetes; Hypocreales; Bionectriaceae. Gene Ontology annotation, cellular component: endoplasmic reticulum; Golgi membrane. The transcript is spliced from 2 exons. Gene Ontology annotation, biological process: carbohydrate metabolic process; N-glycan processing. Gene Ontology annotation, molecular function: calcium ion binding; mannosyl-oligosaccharide 1,2-alpha-mannosidase activity. The record is from RefSeq and is a predicted model, not a curated record.